Messenger RNA from Patiria miniata (bat star), 1611 nucleotides. RefSeq lists its product as uncharacterized. Bases 601 to 1122 code for a protein of 173 amino acids. The record is from RefSeq and is a predicted model, not a curated record. Lineage: Eukaryota; Metazoa; Echinodermata; Asteroidea; Valvatida; Asterinidae. The transcript has 2 exons.
ACCCUUUUCAUUACAGUUUUGUAGAGGCCAUGGAAAUUGGUCAACCCCUUUUUCAAUUUUGCCCCCUCCCCUUUUAUAAUGUAAUAGUCCAGACUUUGCUUUACCUCUGAAAAUAAUGGACUGAUCCAAGAGUUGCCACAUCAGCAAGGGACAGGAAGUUGGCUUCAUUGUUCUUACAAGCAAUGACCCUGCCAACAUCUGCAAUAAAGUUGUCCUCAUGCAUUUCUGUAUCUUUGGCUGACAACUCUCCAUUAUUUCUUACAGGGUCACCAACUUCAUCAUUUUAAUGUAACUCUCGUAAGUGCCAUCUCUUGCAAUUACACGGGUGUAACAUUUGGAGGCACGAGAGGGGUAGGCGUGUCUGACGAGAAUUACAGUAGACCAAAUGCGCCUAUCCAGUGAAACGAACCAAGACCAGAUGCAACAGUAAACGGCAUCUAGACAGCCGACGGGACCAGCGAGUUGACUGGGUGUGCGAGACCAGGGUGUACCACCAGCGAGAGGAGGGAUCGCCUCAACAGGGAUUGCCUCAAGCCGCUGUCACGACUCGACCCCAGUGACGUCACCACGACCAUCGUUGCUGUCUAUCAAGUGAACAACAUGGAUAUCCUGGAAGUUGUCGAGAAGGUCAAUGCCAGAGUACGUGUCCUUUCCACUCAAAAGCUCCUUGGAGUAUGCGAGCACCUGGGGCUGGAGACCGGAGAUACGGCAGAGAAAGUCAAUGGUCAUCAGAGGCUGGUGCAGAACACGUACAGUGAUGAAGUCCUAGAUCGCGCCGAUGGAGGAAUUGAGCUGCUCCAAGGACUGGACGGAUUCAUCGAUGGAAUUGCUGGCCCCGAGGUUGUUCCGGAUGAGGCAGCUGUCUCAGCCAAGAGUGCAAAGCCUGACUCUUCAGACGAACCUUUGGAAGUCCAGCCAGCCCCUUUGAAGUUGGUCCCCGCUAAAUCCGAGCAACCAACUGUGGGACCAGAAGUCCUGAGUCUAAUGCGUCGUGAAUUCAAAAUUUUUGGACAGAUCGGAGAACCCGGCCAGAAGGACAGGCUGACAUUUACCAGCCUGGCACACCAAAUUGAGACUGGUCGUGAGAAGGGGUACCGGACAGUGAAGUCGUCCAAGGCGUAAUCCGAGCUAUUGUGCCGGGAGCAGCGCUGCGGAGUUACCUGGAGGGACGCAGACAAAUCACAUUGCCGAGUCUUCGCCGCAUUCUGAGAUGCCAUUACCAAGAGAGGGACGCCACGGAAUUGUACAAAGAGCUGGCGCAACUUGCCCAGGACCCGAAGGAGUCGUCUCAGGCAUUUCUCUUGAAGGCGCUUGACCUAAGACAGAAGGUCGUCUUUGCCAGUCAAGAGGCAGAGUCUGGACUGUUUUAUGACCCCAUUCUCGUGCAGAACAUGUUCCGGCAUGCCGUCUUGACAGGUUUGAGGAGCGACAGUAUCAAAGCUGAGUUACGCCCUCAUCUAGACGACCCAGAUUUGACCGACGAAACUGUCUUCGAAAAGUUGAGCGUGAGCUCAAGUUUGGAAGCAGAACGGCGAAAGAAACUUCAUCUCGCAAGGCCAGUCGCUGUCAACCAGCUUCAGGAGAACGAGCCUGCACCAAAAUCUCAACCAA